Messenger RNA from Labrus bergylta (ballan wrasse), 6189 nucleotides. Lineage: Eukaryota; Metazoa; Chordata; Actinopteri; Labriformes; Labridae. The record is from RefSeq and is a predicted model, not a curated record.
AUGUGGAAUAUCGAGGUCCAAAUCCAGCAAUGCUCCCAUCUCCAGUCUGCAUCUCGUCUGACCACUCGUCCCAACAGUUCAGAAACUCCCAGUGCUGCUGAACUGGUCAGUGCCAUUGAAGAGCUGGUGAAGAGCAAGAUGUCACUGGAGGAUCGUCCCAGUUCGCUGUCAGUAGAGCAGGGCGAUAGCAGCUCUCCCUCCCUCAACCCCUCCGACAACUCCCUCCUCUCCUCCUCCUCACCCAUCGAUGAGUUGGAUGAGCGCAAGUCUGGCUUCCUCAAGAGAAGACAUUAUGUGCUUCUGGAGCUGGUGGAGACUGAGAGAGACUAUGUCAGAGACCUGGGAUCAGUGGUGGAGGGCUACAUGAGCAGGAUGAAAGAGGAGGGAGUUCCAGAUGACAUGAGAGGAAAAGACAAGAUUGUCUUUGGAAACAUCCAUCAGAUCUACGACUGGCACAAAGAUUUCUUCCUGGCAGAGCUGGAGAAGUGUUUGGAGGAUCCCGACAGGCUGGCUCCUUUAUUUGUCAAACAGGAGCGGAGACUUCACAUGUACAUCGUGUACUGCCAGAACAAACCUAAAUCUGAGCACAUUGUGUCAGAGUACAUUGACACUUAUUUUGAAGACCUAAAGCAACGAUUGGGCCACAGAUUGCAGAUCACUGACCUUCUGAUCAAACCUGUCCAACGCAUAAUGAAGUACCAGUUGUUACUGAAGGAUCUUUACAAAAUUUCCAAGAAAGCUGGAGCGGAUAUAUCAGAGCUGGAGAAAGCUGUAGAGGUGAUGUGUGUGGUCCCAAAGCGCUGCAAUGACAUGAUGAAUGUCGGACGACUUCAAGGCUUCGAAGGUAAAAUUGUGGCGCAGGGCAGAUUGCUUCUCCAAGACACCUUCAUGGUCUCUGACCAGGAUGGAGGCCUUCUGUCGAGGAUGAAGGAGAGGAGGGUGUUCUUGUUUGAACAGAUCGUCAUCUUCAGCGAGCCUAUAGACAAAAAGAAGGGCUUCUCUACUCCGGGCUACCUCUUCAAGAACAGCAUCAAGGUGAGCUGGCUGGGUUUAGAAGAAAAUGCAGAAGACCCUUGCAAGUUCACACUCACCUCUCGAUCAUCGAGUGGUAACAUGGAGAGGUACACAAUCCAUGCAACGAGCCCUGCAGUCAGUCAAGUUUGGGUCCACCAAGUCAGCCAGAUACUUGAGAACCAGCGCAAUUUCCUCAACGCUCUGACGUCCCCUAUAGAGUACCAGAGGAACCAUGUGGGUGGUGGGGGUCCGGGCGCUCCACCCAGCAGUAGCAGUAGUAGUACAGGAGGCCUGCCAGGAGGAAGCAGCUCCAACAGCACUUCCAACAUGGGAGGUGGAGGGGGCGGCGGAGGCUCCGGAGGAUCAGGAAACAACUCCUCCUCCCUGUGUGGCCCUCGCUCCCGACCCUCACGCAUCCCCCAGCCAUCCUCACGCCUCCCUCAACCCGUCCACCACCACCACCCGCCGGGUCCCGAGGGGCCCGACAGGUCAGCAGGUAUGUGGUCACCCUGCCACCCUCAGUCCUUCCACCCCUCCAAUCCCUUCUCAGACAGCAGCACAAACGGGGAGCUGUUAGCCUCAGAGGUGCCUAAGAUGAGAAGGCUGGAGAGUCCUCAUGGGAGUAACAGUAAUAACAGUAACAAGCCGUCAGACAACAUGGACGGCUGUGUCAGAGCCGGUUUUGGGGGCUUUGAGGACACCCAGAAACAUCAAACAGCUGCUAUACCACAGAUGGCCGUUGCUCCUCUGAAUUUGCCCCUAAAAAGCCCUCGAGUUGGGACAGUCUCUCCUCUGAUUUCACCUCAGUCCCCAGGAGGAGGGGGAAAGGAGGCACUUGUCCACCCCAGCCCUGCUCAUAAAAGCAAUCCUUUCUGGGCAAUGGUCCCUCCUAUACCUCCCUCUCCCGCCAGCAGGCCUGGUUCCUUCUCCUACCCCAAUGACAACAGCACCAGUGGUAGUGGUGGUGGGGAGUCUUUGGGCAGAGGAAGCCACGGGACGCCCUCUCACCACCGCCACUCCUCCCAUAGUAAGGACAUAGACCGAAUGAGCACCUGCUCCUCCACCAGUGAGCAGUCCAUACACUCGACCCAGAGCAACGGGAGUGAAAGCAGUAGCAGCAGCAGUGUGUCCACCAUGUUGGUGACCCAGGACUAUGUGGCAGUGAAGGAGGAUGAGAUCAGUGUGGUGCAGGGUGAGGUGGUCCAAAUGCUGGCCAGCAACCAGCAGAACAUGUUUCUGGUGUAUCGGGCAUCCAAUGAGCACUGUCCCGCUGCUGAGGGCUGGAUCCCUGGCUACGUAUUAGGACACACAUCAUCCUCCAUCACACCUGAACUCCCUGAAGGAACCAUCAAAAAAUCAUUAUCAUGGCACACAGCACUCCGUAUUCGCAGAAAGUCUGAGAAAAGAGACAAGGAGGGCAGGAAGAUGGAGAAUGGCUACCGCAAGUCUCAGGACAACCUGGCUAACAAAGUCUCUGUCAAGCUCCUAAAUCCAAAUUUCAUCCAGGAUGCUCCUCCAGAGUUUCUCAUCCCUGUCAGCGAUGUAGCAUGUGAGAGUGGCAGCAGUGUCACCCUGAAGUGUAAAGUGUGCGGUCGGCCACGUGCCACUGUCACCUGGCGGGGUCCUGACAACAACACUCUGAGCAACAGCGGAAACUACAGCAUCACUUACAGUGAGACAGAAGAAGCAGUGCUUCGUAUCCUGGGAGUGUCUGUAGAGGACAGUGGCGUUUACACCUGUGUUGCCACAAAUGUAGCCGGCUCUGUCACCUCGUCCGCCAGCCUCAGAGUCUCAGGAACUGCUGAAGAUGGCAGUGAAGUCCUCUGGAAAAACGGCUUUGAAUCUCACUACACAGAGAUCACUGAACUAGGAAGGGGACGUUUCUCAGUGACUAAGCGGUGUGACCAGAGGGGGAGUAAACGCACAGUUGCAGCCAAACAAGUAAACAAGAAGCUGCUGCGACGAGAGCAGGUGCUGCAGGAGGUCAGACUCCUGCAGAGCUUGGACCACCCCAACCUGGUCGGACUGCUGGACACGUACGAGACUGCCAACAGCUACGUGGUUGUACUAGAGAUGGCGGACCAGGGACGUUUCCUGGACUACAUUGUGAGCUGGGGCAACCUGACCGAGGAGAAGGUGGCUCUGUACCUGCGAGAUAUUCUGGAGGCUCUCCACUACCUGCACAGCUGGAGGAUAGCACACCUCGAUCUCAAACCUGAGAACAUUGUGGUAGAACAUGCAUUUUCCCAGCCCGUGAUCAAGCUGACAGACUUUGGUGAUGCCGCUCAGCUGAACCCUUCCUCCUCCUCCUACAUCCAUCCUCUCCUGGGGAGCCCAGAGUUCUCCGCUCCUGAGCUGGUCCUGGGUCAGCCUGCCUCGCUCUUGUCUGACCUCUGGAGCUUAGGGGUGGUGACCUACGUUUUACUAAGCGGUGCCUCUCCCUUCCUGGAUGAGAGUUUGGAGGAGACGUGUCUGAACAUCUGUCGCCUGGACUUCAGUUUCCCGGAGGAUUACUUCCAGGGUGUGAGCCCAGCCGCCCGAGACUUUGUGUGCCUGCUGCUCCAGGGAGAGCCCGAGCGACGGCCCUCUGCAGGGUCCUGCCUGCAGGAGCCCUGGCUCCAGCCGCAAGGUGUGAUAAACAGGGAAACCUCAAAUCACAGGCGGCCUGCAUCUCCCGGCCCUCAGACUGCACAUCUGGACACCUCCAGACUCAUUUCCUUCAUCGAGAGACGGAAACACCAGAACGAUGUUCGGCCCAUUGGCACCAUAAAGGCCUUUCUUCACAGCCGCCUGCUCAACCACAUGUAACAAAGGUGUAGAAGAUAUACAAAGAAAAUAUGGAGGAUGAGUAACUAAUACGUUUAGUUCCACCAGGAGGGACCACCAGCAACAUUUCCACAAAGAUCCCCUUUUCCCUCACUAAGCCACAAAAGUCCUGCUGCUGCUGACUGACUGACUGACUGACCUCUGCUGACAAACCCUCUGACUCUCCCCCUCCUCCCCUUAACCCACGGCAUAUUGUCUUUAUGCCUGCACAACAAAUGAACUGCUUGAAUCUGUCUGAGAUUUCAAACGUUGACCUAGCAGGGAGAAAACCAAGCUUUGUCGACCAUCCAGCGCGAGCGAGUCUUGCGUUUGGGGACAGUGUUAAACAGAGAAAAAUAGAAUACUGUAAAAUAAGAGUACUUCAGGCUGCUUUCGGUUGAAUAUAAGGAAAUGCUUUUUGUAACGAGAGAUUACUUUUUGUAAAUGAAACUCUGUACAGUGAGGGAAUGGAAAACUGUCUUUAUUCAUACCUUUUGGGGAUUAAAAGGUAAGUAGGUAGUAGGAAACAAAGAAGUGAGGUGUGUGAACAAAGUGGCACCCAUCAGCAGGGUCCGCUUCAUUCUGGAUCAAAGUGAAGACCAAAACCUUCUCCAGAAACACGUUGUAGUUACAUUCAGUGCAAUAGUUUGCUUAACUUUAUGCCCCCCUUCCGUUUGAAAGGAGAAAUCUUUUUUUUUUUUUUUUUUUGACAUUCGGAGAAACAAAAUUAACUUGAACAAGCAUCACUGCACCUGGGAAUGAGCUUCUCAGAUUUCUAUCUGCAUCCGCCUUAUUUGUAAAUAACGUAUUCCUGCCUUUCAUUCUCACUUCGAAGAAUCCAUCUCAAAUGAACAAAAGCUAUUUCUUUUGCCGAGUAUUAGUGAGUCCAUGCAGCUGCUCCCUGUGGACCCUCAGCAGCUGGAUCUCACCACAAACAAAACCGCUACUAGAAAUGCACUCGUAUUUUGCAUCGACCCCCCAUGUGCAAUGUUGCAGCUUUAACAUUUAUGCAACUAUUUAUGAAGAAUUGUGUUGUAGCUGUAUUCUUAAAAAGGCAUGUACGUACCUGGUACUGCGAUAGAUGUCUGUAUUGUGUUAACUCUUAUGUAUUAAGUUCAGUAUUAAUAUCUGCAAAAACCCCCCAGACAAGAGGAGGGAAUAAUGUAUAAAAAAAUGUGUAUCUAUUAAAUAUAGGCACUUAUGCUUUCAUUUUGUCAUGUUCUUAUUUUCUGUAACAAUACCAAAGUCAACUAUGCUUUUUUUCCCCUGCUUAAGUGUAGGUUUUUUUAUUUCUCACGUUAAGUUAUAAAAGACCAUUCUGAACCCUGACCUACGCGUGUUUACAAAGGUUCAGUCUGGCUUUAUUUAUUCUUAUUGUAACAAGAAAUUGUUUGGUGGUUUAUUGCUGGAAAAAAAAACUAACUAAUAUUACACUUGUUUUUUCUUUUCAAGCUGUGCACAAAAGUGGUUUGCUGUGUGAGUUUGUUAGGCUUUUGUAGGUAUAUUCUGGUGUAUGUCACUAGAUUUAUUUUGUUUGAGCAUCUGGGUUUGAUGUCGUAACACAGACUUUGUCAACGUUACUUUACCAAGAUAUAGAUCCUGAAAGAUCUCUCAUUGUGGCCCACUCACCAUGGACUUUCAAUGAUUGGACAAUUAAACUUAGCCCAAAUGUUGGACCAACAAUAGUUCAAAUGUUUCCCCUUGAAAAAUAACACUCAACAUUAACUUUGGGUUGUUUUAUUUUGUAGGAGUUGAUGUUAUAUCUGGAGAAGUUACCGAAUACUUUUUCUUUUUUAAGUGCCAGUUGAAUGCUUCAAACUAGAGAGGUGGAUGAAACAAAAAAAAAAACAUGCUUUGUUUCUUAUUUUAUUUUCAGGUUUCAAAGGGUUAAUGUAAAACCUGAUUAAACACUAAAGAAGUCAAUAACAUGUUGAGUUCAAUGACGCGUGUUUGUCUGUACAGUCUUAGUCUCUUAUUUUGUCUCAUUUUAAUUUAUUGGUGUGGAUCUGGGCUUCCCAAAAUCAUGCUUUUAAUCACUUUAUGGAAUUCUGUUUAGGAGUAUUCAUGGAAGAAUAUAAUCUAAGUAACAGAAUGCUUUUGGGAAACCCGGCCUGCGUGUGAUGUAAAGAUGUACAGAGAGGGUCGGGCAGUAUGCCCACACUCAGGAUGUAAACCUCAUAACUAUGUCAUAUUUUAAAUACACAUAGAACAAGACUGCAGCAAUGUCAUUUUGAAUGUCUUAUGAUGACUUAUUUUUUAAUUUUGCAUGUAUAUUUCUUUGUACAGAAGAUUGUGUUUACAUGUUACUAAGUGUUGUAAAUAUUUUAUUUUGUCCUCGGUUAUUUUGCCAUUAAACGUACAAGGAACCAC